AUGUCGUUCGGCAAAGUCUACGGCUUCGCUGACAACCCGCGCACCCGCUCGCUCAUGGUCGUGGCGAAAGCCAACAACCUCAACGUCGAGCUCGUGGACACCAACCCAGGCAAGGACGGCGUGACGGACGACUACCGCAAGCUCAACAAGCUGGGCCGCAUCCCGACCUUCCAGGGCAGCGAUGGCUACAUUCUGAGCGAGUCUAUUGCCAUUGCGAUCUACCUCACCUCGCAGAACGAGAAGACCACCCUCCUCGGCAAGACCAAGCAGGACUAUGCCUCCAUCCUUCGCUGGAUGUCCUUCGCCAACGCCGAGGUCCUCCCGUCUCUUGGUGGCUGGUUCCGUCCACUCGUCGGCCGCGACCCGUACAACAAGAAGAACGUCGAGGACAGCAUGAAGGCGACGCAGAACAAGAUGAAGGUCUUGGAGGAUCACCUCAUGGUCAACACCUACCUCGUCAGCGAGCGCCUCACCCUCGCCGACAUCUUCGCUGCUUCCAUCCUCGGCCGCGGCUUCCAGUACUUCUUCGACAAGGAGUGGCGUUCGCAGAACCCUUCCGUGACUCGAUGGUACGAGACCGUCACCAACCAGUCUGUGUGGACUGAGGUCGCCGGCAAGCCCGAGUUCAUCGAGAAGGCGCUCGCCAACACCCCACCGAAGAAGGAGGAGAAGCCCAAGCAGGAGCAGCCCAAGAAGCAGGAGAAGAAGAAGGCUGCUGAGGAGGACGACGAGGAGGAAGAGGAGAAGCCAGCACCGAAGCCAAAGCAUCCGCUUGAGGCGCUGCCCAAGCCGACCUUCGUUCUCGACGACUGGAAGCGCAAGUACUCCAACGAGGAGACGCGCGAAGUCGCCCUCCCCUGGUUCUGGGAGAACUGCAAGUUCGACGAGUACAGCCUGUGGCAGGUGGACUACAAGUACAACGACGAGCUCACCAUGACCUUCAUGACGUCCAACCUCAUCGGCGGCUUCUUCGCGCGUCUCGAGGCCUCGCGCAAGUACCUCUUCGGCUGCUGCUCCGUCUACGGCGUGACGAACGACAGCGUCAUCAAGGGCGCCUUCCUCGUCCGUGGCCAGGAGGCGCUCCCGGCUUUCGAUGUCGCGCCCGACUACGAGAGCUACGAGUUCAAGAAGCUCGACCCGAGCAAGAAGGAGGACAAGGAGUUUGUCGAGGACAUGUGGAGCUGGGACAAGCCGAUUGAGGUGAACGGGAAGAAGCUUGAGUGGGCGGAUGGCAAGCAGUUCAAGUGA
Messenger RNA from Saxophila tyrrhenica, 1248 nucleotides. It is a transcript of the gene TEF4, whose product is annotated as elongation factor EF-1 gamma subunit. The record is from RefSeq and is a predicted model, not a curated record. Gene Ontology annotation, cellular component: cytoplasm; nucleus. The coding region runs from base 1 to 1248 and encodes 415 amino acids. Lineage: Eukaryota; Fungi; Ascomycota; Dothideomycetes; Mycosphaerellales; Extremaceae. The transcript has 4 exons. Gene Ontology annotation, biological process: translational elongation. Gene Ontology annotation, molecular function: translation elongation factor activity.